AUGAGAUCAGGUAAAUCGACGUUAAUUCGUAGAUUAUUUGCAAAUCAUCCGGGUCGUUUUGGUUUUUCUGUUUCUCAUACAACACGACCGCCACGUACAACAGAAAAAGAUGGUGUACAUUAUCAUUUUACAACGAAUGAGAAUUUCCUUAAACUUAUUUCAGAGGGAGCAUUUAUAGAAUAUGCAAAUUUUUCGGGAAAUAUGUAUGGUACGACGGCAAAAGCGGUGGAGGAAGUUAUGGCAAAAGGUUAUACAUGUAUUAUGGAUAUUGAUAUGCAAGGAGUUUUAUCGAUUAAAAAGGCGCCAAUACGUGCAAAAUAUGUAUUUAUAGCACCACCGGAUUUAGAUGUACUUGAAGAAAGAUUGAGGAAAAGAGGAACUGAUGCAGAAGACAGCAUAAGAGAACGACUGAAAAGAGCAGCCUUUGAAAUAGAGUAUGCAAACCGUCCAGGUUCACAUGAUUUAGUUUUGGUGAAUGAUGAUUUGGAUGAGACAUAUGAAAAACUAGAAAAAUUUUGUUUAGAAAAUGAGAUGUAA
Molecule: messenger RNA, 537 nt
Organism: Pneumocystis murina B123
Lineage: Eukaryota; Fungi; Ascomycota; Pneumocystomycetes; Pneumocystales; Pneumocystaceae
Product: guanylate kinase
Exons: 4
Coding region: 1-537 (178 amino acids)
Biological process (GO): purine nucleotide metabolic process
Cellular component (GO): cytosol
Molecular function (GO): GMP kinase activity
Source: RefSeq, a predicted model, not a curated record